Molecule: messenger RNA, 644 nt
Organism: Aethina tumida (small hive beetle)
Lineage: Eukaryota; Metazoa; Arthropoda; Insecta; Coleoptera; Nitidulidae
Gene: mRpS24
Product: 28S ribosomal protein S24, mitochondrial
Exons: 3
Coding region: 90-596 (168 amino acids)
Biological process (GO): translation
Cellular component (GO): mitochondrion
Source: RefSeq, a predicted model, not a curated record
GACUAUCUGACAACAUCGACUUCUUUGUUAGGUUAGAAAUUUCCAACCUUAAAUACUUUAAUAAUUAUAUAAAUUAAAUAACUAAAAAAAUGUCUCUGGUUAUUUCUUCUUUAUUAAAAAAUGUAAUAUGUAAUACCCAGAAAAAUCACCAAUUGGCUCGGUUAGUUCACACUUCACCAGUAUGUUGCAAAACACAAUCAGGAAAAUACAAAAUAACACCAAAAAGAGACUUUCCUUUGACAUAUGAAAUGGCAAAUCCUCCACAUGAAAUCGCACACAGAAAAUCCUGGAAUUCAUGGAACACAUCAACAUUACAAGGAGGUUUGCGAGCGUCAGAAACAGCAGUAGAGGAUAUGUUUAUAAGAAAAUUUGUAACAGGCACUUGGCAUGGCUUAUUUGCUAGUGAGAUUAUCAUAAAGAGGCAACACAAUAUGAUUAGAAUUGCUGGACUUGUGUUUCGAUCAGUUAGUGCCAGAAAAAUGUAUUUUCUAAUAGGUUAUACAGAAGAAUUGUUGUCUUUUUGGUUACAGUGUCCUGUUAAAUUAGAAUUACAAACUGUAGCUGAUAGAAAAGAUGUUGUAUUUAAAUAUAUCUAGAUAUUAGUUGUAUUAAUUUGUUACACAUAUUAAAAGUUGUGUAAUAGA